CAGCCUUGCAGUAAUAACCCAUGAGGUACCAGUAUAUAAGACCCCGCGGUGGAUAGUCCCAAGCAAUGGCGAAUUGUCGAUCCAGCUACUCUCGCGAUGUCCGACUACGGCAGUCUCGACCUUGAAAACAGCGACGUCGAAAGCGACUUCGACGUGUCGGCGUGCUCAUCGACCAGCGUCUCGGGGACGCCCGUGAGCGCGGGCUUCGUCGAGUCCGGCGGGCUGGAGGCGCUGCCGCUCGAGCUGCACCGGCUGAUAAUGCGGCACCUCUCGAAACCGGAGCUGUGCUCGCUCUUGCUGGCCUCCAAAGCGCUCGCCGCGAUAGCAGUGCACGAGCUCUACCGCUCCGUCGCGUUCGUUGGCGGUGCGCACGCGCGCAACAAGGCGUUGCUCGCCGCGCUCGCGGCUGGCAAGAAGGCGCUCGUGCGCUGCAUCUCGAUCGGCCGGUUCCACCUGGAGAGCGAGCCGCUGCUCGCGAUCGAGGCGCUGCUGGCCGAGCUCUGCGCUACCAGCCAGCUCGAGGCUGUGGUCUACCCGCAUUCCCGGCUCAAGUCUGAGGCGUCGUGGAAGAGCCGGCUUGGGGUGGGCGUGCGCGCCAUCGCCCGCACAAGGGAGCUGAGGUACUUGGCCUUGGGCGUGCUGGAUGUGGCCGACUGUGGGUUCCUGGAGCUGGGAAUGCAGUCGAAGGAGUUGCUGGGGCUCUCGGCGGUGUUCUCCCCGCACGCCACUGAUCCGCUGGGGGAGCUACCGGAUAUGGCGGCGAAUGGCGACGUGAGCUGGUUGUUGCCGCGGUGUGGCGCGGUCGAUGACAAUGUGGUCCUGCGCCGGCUGCUGCAGGACGCACAGGGAACACUGGAGGGAUUAGCUUUGGAUGCGAAACGGGUGCGCGACUUAAAAGCGUUGUACGCGAGUGGCAGCGGAACUGGGAUGGAGAAUGAUCAGGGACUCCUAAGGUUUUGGGAGGGGAUGGAGUUCGGGAGGUUGACCAGACUUGGGCUGUGGCAUUGGGCUAUGGGGGGAUCGAAGAACAUGGCGGGGUUGCUCGCUGCGGUCAACUUUGAGGCGCUGGUGGAACUGAGGCUGAUGCUGUGUCCGGACCUGGCGGAGCUGGUGCAGGCGUUGGGAGCGAAGGAGAUCAAGAUGAAGAAGUUGAAAACGCUCGCUAUCUGCGGUUCACAGGAGGUGGUGGCCAGCUUGCUGUGUAACUAUGUGCCGCCGGAACAGCUGGUGGACCUUUACAUCCGGAUCACAGAUGGCACUCACCAGGCGUGGAACAACAAGGUCUUCGUUCUGGAGCAGGAUUUCAUCAAUGCGCUGGUGGGCUGUGGGAGUUCCAUCGAGAUGCUCGACAUGGCCGUGAACUGGGCCUCGGGGACAUACCUACGAGGCGGGCUCGUUCUCAACGGCGCGGCACUGGGCCAGAUCACCAGCACCUUCACCAAUCUGCGUGAACUCUGCGUAGCGGUCGACUUCGCCGACUGGGUCGAAAUCGUCCAGCACCUCUCCCACCUGUCGCAUCUACACACGAUCCACCUCACGCCGAACGAGCUGAUCCCACUGCCUCGUUCACGUGCUCACGCCCGCCUCGUCGAGAUGUCUGACCUGAGCUACGAGUACACGUUGUCGCAGGUGCACCCGUCGCGGGCCAGCGCGCCCUCGCUGCAUUUCGACGCGCACGCUCGCGGGUUCUUGCUGGACCUUGUGGAGACCAUCCUACUCACGUGUUGUACCCGUGCCCCGCUGCAUAGGGCCUUUGAUUUCUUCAAGGACGCACGGUUGAGAAUGGUAGGCCUCACCAUGCCCGCUGGUGGUACUGGGGCGUAUCAGGGUUAUUGGAGGGCCGUUAAGUAUGCUAUCAGGGCUGAGAGAAUGGCACCUGUGUGGGCGCUGACCCAGGAGGCGAAGAGGAGGUCGUUUGAGAGGUCGGGCUUGAUUGUGUAGGCAUCGGCAAUGAGGAUGAGAUUGAGAGGACGGAGCAUGAGAGGAUCAUGAGUGUCGUUUUUGGGAAUCACAGGUAGGAAGGGUGUACAUGUACCUAAUGUAUGAUGUGAUCUACAAUUUUGGUGUGGUUUAAGAGAUCUGUUUGGGGAAAGCUACAAGGCUAGAAGAGUGUAUUGCCGUUCUAGCAAGAUAUAGGGAAUGCCAGGGCUUGGAUUCCAGAGGCAUCUCUACUAUCCCCUACAUGUCCGGG
Messenger RNA from Tricharina praecox, 2191 nucleotides. RefSeq lists its product as uncharacterized. Bases 97 to 1941 code for a protein of 614 amino acids. Gene Ontology annotation, molecular function: protein binding. The record is from RefSeq and is a predicted model, not a curated record. Lineage: Eukaryota; Fungi; Ascomycota; Pezizomycetes; Pezizales; Pyronemataceae. The transcript is spliced from 4 exons.